AUGGAGAGAUUCAUUCAAACAACGGCAUUUAAAAAGCAAGCAGAAGUAUUAAAAGAAUUUGACAAGGCAUUAGAAGAGUGUGAAAAAGAAACGUUUAAAGAGAUAGAUACAAAAUUUAAUUUUUGUAAAUACCAAGAAGAAGUGUCCAAAGAACAUCCAGUUGAGGAUUUAACUCAAAUGUACAAUGAAAUUAAAUCGUUGAUUAAUUCAAAAGAAAUUGCAAUGCAAGAAGUAAGAAAACAAUUAACAGAAAUGGCAUUAGCUUUCCAAAAUUUAAAAGAGAACCUGAAUAAAGAGUUUGAAGAUUCACUUGAAAUGAAAGAAUGUUUAAAUUAUGUUGUAGAAAGAAUUGUUGAUGCAACUGAAGGAACAGUUGAUGACCAAACAUUUGUUCAAAAGAAAAAAGAAAUUAGAGAAAUGAAACAAGAAUUGCCUGAAGGAUAUUUACCUAAAAGGAUAUUUAAAUCAACUUGUAAACAUAUUGUAGAAGUAUCAGGAACAUCAUUUAAUUUAAAGUAUAUUCAAGAAUGGACAGGACAUAAGAACCAUAAUAUAAUUUUCGAUUCAGAUAAAGAUGGAAUACAAAGUGAAACAUUUAACAAUUGUCUUCUUAAUAAAAAGAAUAUUGGAAUUAUUUAUAUUGAUAAAAAAGAUAAUGUAUUUGGUUAUUAUUCUCCUCUUGGAAUAACAAAAAUUGGAGAUUAUAAUUAUGAUAAUAAUCACUUUAUUUUCUCUUUAAAACGUGAACAAUUUGAAACUGGAAAACAAUUCUUUGCUAAAGACAAUGUAAAGUGUGGUAUUUUAUUAAGAGAAGAGGAUGAUAUUCUUUCUUGGUUAGGUAAUAGUGAUUUUGGUUUUGCUUGUUAUAAACCAGGAAAAGAUGAAUCUUUUUUUAGAAAAUUAUCAUUAGUCUAUAAUGAUAUUGAUGAUGUUUAUUUAAAUGAUACUAAUUAUCCUAUUGAAUUUGGUGUUAAGAGAAUUGUUGUUAUGCAAUUCAUUAAUUAA
Entamoeba dispar SAW760 is the source of this 1005-nucleotide messenger RNA. RefSeq lists its product as uncharacterized. The transcript has a single exon. Bases 1 to 1005 code for a protein of 334 amino acids. The record is from RefSeq and is a predicted model, not a curated record. NCBI's taxonomy places the organism in Eukaryota, Evosea, Mastigamoebida, Endamoebidae.